This is a messenger RNA of Pseudophryne corroboree (corroboree frog), 648 nucleotides long. RefSeq names its product C-X-C motif chemokine 11-like. Gene Ontology annotation, molecular function: chemokine activity. Gene Ontology annotation, cellular component: extracellular region. Bases 77 to 382 code for a protein of 101 amino acids. The record is from RefSeq and is a predicted model, not a curated record. Gene Ontology annotation, biological process: immune response. NCBI's taxonomy places the organism in Eukaryota, Metazoa, Chordata, Amphibia, Anura, Myobatrachidae. The transcript has 4 exons.
ACCAGUCAGAUACAGUAUUACUUCCAGCAGUCUGCAAUAGCUCAUAGGCAGAGAAGAUCUGUACUCAGCUGUCAUCAUGGACUCUAAGUGUGUUGUCAUCAUUUGCAGUCUCUUACUCUCUGCUACUCUUAUACAAGGGUUUGCUAUACCUCGUGGGAACCGCUGUUUGUGCAAGAAUGUCUCUACUAGAAUUAAUGUGAUGGCACUGGCAAAGUUGGAUAUUUACAAUCGAAGCUCUGCAUGUGAAAACACUGAAUAUAUUGCUACUUUGAAAGACUCAAACAUUACAAAGUGUGUUAGUCCUGAACUCAGAGAAGUGAAGGCUCUGAUAAAUGGAAAAAAUCGACACCUCAGACAUAUUCCAGUGAUACGUCACCAAUAAUAUGAAGAUUUAUGGGAUAAACCUCACGAAGGAGACAGACUUUAUAUGGCAUUCUCUACUUGCUAUUAUUAUGGAACAUAUUACAAUAUAGUGGUACAGAUCACUAUGAUGUGUACAGAUAUUCUAAUAUCCUGCAAUAACCAGUACUCUCAGUUCCUGUUGUAAAAUGUAAAUCAUGUAUGUAAAAUAUUGAUUUUUAUAUCAGCACAUGUAAAAAAUAUUUAAAAUGUGUAAAUAACAAAGACCAUCAAAUGUAACAUAUUUGU